Molecule: messenger RNA, 300 nt
Organism: Funneliformis mosseae
Lineage: Eukaryota; Fungi; Glomeromycota; Glomeromycetes; Glomerales; Glomeraceae
Source: the annotation of a GenBank genome assembly
AUGGCAAUCAAUUGUUUAUCAGCUAAUGAAGAUGAAGAAUUAUUAGCUAAGAUUAAGGACACUUAUAUAUUUCAUGUUAGUUAUGAGAAUAGAACCUCCUUACAACUGGGUGAGAAUCCUUUUCUGACCAUCAGUACUCGAAUGCUAUUGCAACUUCUUGAAGAAAAAAUGAAGCUUGAUGAUGUUUUGUUUAAAUACGAGUCAUCAUAUUCAUUAUCUGUUAUAUUAUUGAUCGCUGAACAUCAGAACUGUGAUCUAAAGAAUAUUACAGUUAUUUUAAUUAUAGAUAGCAUGCAAUAG